This is a messenger RNA of Periconia digitata, 1165 nucleotides long. The record is from the annotation of a GenBank genome assembly. NCBI's taxonomy places the organism in Eukaryota, Fungi, Ascomycota, Dothideomycetes, Pleosporales, Periconiaceae.
CCUUCCAACCCACCAAUGCCAGCCGAUACACAUAUCCUGCAUCAUGGCUCUGCGAUCCUUCAACCCGCAAACUUACCUUGAAGGUUACUCGUCAGAAAAUGAUACACCAAUCGUCGAUUCCCCCACUCAAACCUUCUCAUCCACCCUCCAACGCACCUUUGACAUCCCCCAAAACGACACAUACACUUACCGCGCCCAAGGCGAGACAUCCCUUCCCACCGCCCAGAAAGCCAUUGGUGGAAAACGCGUGCAUGGGUUGCACAACUGGUAUCAUACGCCCUCUGGGGAAGCCGUAUCCUCGCCCUCACCACAUCCACUGCCCGCGGAGAUCAUCGCCUACACGACCCUUUUCUCCCCUUCCGUAUCACCACUCAAAGCUUUGAAUGCCUUCAAAGCCAGUGCAAAAUCAGCUUCUCUGCAAUUGGAAAUAUCCUCUCAUCUCCUCAGCCGCUUCCACAACUCCUCCACCGUGAGCGGUCUCCUCCCGUCCAAGAAAUCUCGCAACCAUACCAACCCGUAUCUCGAUAUGUGGUCGUACGCGUGCCAUGAACUCGAAUGGUGCGGUCCCUGGCCAAAUACUGUAUAUACAAAACAGGCCCAUCAUAUGCUUCCAGUGCUGUACCACCACUUCGGUUGCGUGGUCCCCAGCUACGCCGCCCUGCACGUCCUUGCGAAACUCGCGCAGCCUGCCCGACCAUCCAAGGAGAAUGUGAGGCCAGUAUACGACGUGGGCAGUGGGAAUGGAUACUGGACUUUCAUGCUGAGGAAUCUUGUGUUACCCGAGAUGAAGGCGUUGGAUGUACGCCCCGUCGACAACGGCACAAGUGAGUACCGCAUCAUGUGGGUCAACGAUACAAUCCAAAAAGAUGGCCUAACGUAUCUCGGCGAGCAUGAGGAUGGAAAGGGCGCGAUUCUGUUGCUCGUCUACCCUCAAGCGACUGGCAAUUUCACGGCUCCGGUAAUAAGAAAAUUCAAGGGCGACUUCAUCGUUGUGGCAGGGACGCAAAACGGGAACGGAUUUACAGGAUUCCAAGACUGCGUAGUAGAUGAAUGGGUCGAGAAGAAUCUGAAAGCUUUCGAGCUGACACUUCGAUUGCCGUUGCCCAGUUUUCCGGGCAAAGAUGAAGCGCUUUUUGUGUUCCAGCGACGAAUUGGGAACACGUAG